AUGUUCUUUACCGCGAUUUUGCGGACGCUCAUCGGAGAGGACAUUACCGUGGAGCUUAAAAAUGAUCUUAGCAUUCGAGGGCGUCUAGAGGCUGUUGAUCAGUACUUGAACGUGCGCUUGGCGCAGGUGCAGGUUCAUACGGCGGCAGCUCCGCCUGUGCUGCAGCUCUUGCACGGCUCCUGCACCGUGCGAGGCUCCUGCAUCCGCUACAUCCACCUACCAGUAGAGAAAGUUGAUACCGAGUUGUUGCAAGAAGCGACGCGGCGCGUAGCAGCGGCGACGAAGGAAACCCAGACCAUGAAGUAG
Cyanidioschyzon merolae strain 10D is the source of this 306-nucleotide messenger RNA. RefSeq names its product snRNP core Sm-like protein SmX5. The record is from RefSeq and is a predicted model, not a curated record. Gene Ontology annotation, molecular function: RNA binding. Gene Ontology annotation, cellular component: catalytic step 2 spliceosome; U6 snRNP; P-body. Gene Ontology annotation, biological process: mRNA splicing, via spliceosome. The transcript has a single exon. Bases 1 to 306 code for a protein of 101 amino acids. Lineage: Eukaryota; Rhodophyta; Bangiophyceae; Cyanidiales; Cyanidiaceae.